AUGUCUAACCCUAAUCCCACUCCAACAACUGACCCACAAUUACCCAGAGCCAUACCUCCCGCCGGACUCGAUAACAUCUUUAGACGUUUGCCUCAAUUUUUCGCUUCGGAAGCCAAGGGUGAAGUGGAUGACAAGUUGGCCCGUCAGAUCCGGGGCGUUAUUCAAUAUCAAGCCAGAGCUAUAGCUUCUCAUUCAGUGAUCAACUCCCUUCCCAACCCAUUCGACAUUCUGCCUGCCAGGUUCGAUCCCAGCCAACCGUACAAAUCCGAUCCUCCUCUGUUGGACAAAACAACGCUAGACGCGGCUGUUAAAGCAGGAUUGGCAGAAGGACGUCUUAAGCUUGCACAACGACAAGCUGGCCAGAACAUAGUUUCAAACCCUACGAAUCCUGGUCCUGCUGUCCGACCAAUUACCAAUCCUACCAAUUCAAGUCCUGCUGUCAGACCACCUCAAAAUUUACCACAUACGACCCCUCUACAAAUCAGACAGACGGGUGUGAACCCGAUGAGCGGCAAUCCCGCUCAGACAGGUAUGUCAGGAGCUCCGACUACAACUGGGCAGGGCCAAACCGGUCAGAAUGUCACAUCGAUGGCGGCCAGAAACCUACCUCUACCUAUCAGACCUGUCCCACCACCGGGACUAGUACCAGUUCUCGAUCUGCAAAGGAUAUUGAAGACUACGCUCGACAUGAGGGAAAAACUUUUCCAAGAUCAACCUGGAUUGAAGGAGAGGUAUACUUCGUCGAUUCAAUAUCAUCAAGCCCUCAACAGAUUCAACGCCUCCGCCCAGGCUCGCCCCAAACCUGUCGAAACGGAGGCCAUGAGGAGGAAGAGAAAGAUAAGAGAUUUCGUAAAUGAAGAUGCUCCUGGUUUAGACAUAGAAUUAGGCGUUGCCGAGCUCCUGGGCGAAGCUAUGGAUAUGUUUAUCAACGAUUUCGCUCGUGGAGCAAUCAGAUUAGCAAAACAUCGAAAGAGUACAAAAGUAGAAGUGAAAGAUACGGCCGCUUGGUUGCGGAUGACAUGCGACGCAACAUUACCAGGCUUCGACGCCCAUGCUGAAGUCCCAAUACAUCUACCUCCGGAAGAUAGGAAGAGAACCAAAUUACCUGUUGUCAUCCCUCGUUUGGUUCGAGGGCGUGCAACAACGACGGCAACGGCAACGGCGACAACAGGAACGGCAGGGAAUACCGCUGCUGCUCCUAUUGCUGAGACAAAAAUAGAAGAGGUAAAGGUAGAACCGAAAGUUGAGGAGUCAUGA
This is a messenger RNA of Tremella mesenterica DSM 1558, 1257 nucleotides long. RefSeq lists its product as uncharacterized. NCBI's taxonomy places the organism in Eukaryota, Fungi, Basidiomycota, Tremellomycetes, Tremellales, Tremellaceae. Gene Ontology annotation, cellular component: transcription factor TFIID complex; SAGA complex; SLIK (SAGA-like) complex. The transcript has 6 exons. The coding region runs from base 1 to 1257 and encodes 418 amino acids. Gene Ontology annotation, biological process: RNA polymerase II preinitiation complex assembly; DNA-templated transcription initiation. Gene Ontology annotation, molecular function: protein heterodimerization activity; TBP-class protein binding; DNA binding. The record is from RefSeq and is a predicted model, not a curated record.